CCAACCUGCGGUCACACUUGUCCGGAAUCCGAAAUUAAGAAUUCUUAAUUUUUGCGUAGCGUGAAUAUAUUUCGAAUAAUCCGAUCACAAUGACUGCCUGGAGAGCUGCCGGAAUUACCUACAUCCAAUAUUCCAACAUCGCCGCUCGCAUUUUGCGCGAGUCCUUGAAGGCGCCUCUGCGUACCGAUGCCGCCAAGCGCGACGCGAGUCAUGUGAAAUUCACUCCCUGGGCAAAUGGCAAGCCAGCACAUGAAAGGGCCUAAGUGUUCUGUCGACAAUUAAAUAAGUUAAAAACUGUCAGCGCCAAACCACCCAAUCGGAAUCCUAGACGCUUCGCAGUGGCCCCUUAGAAUGAUUUGCAACAAAUAACAUCUGUAGAAUCAUCGAAGAUGAAAAUAAUUUAAAUAAAUUUGAAUUAUUCAAACAA
Drosophila takahashii is the source of this 427-nucleotide messenger RNA. RefSeq names its product stunted (gene sun). Gene Ontology annotation, biological process: proton motive force-driven mitochondrial ATP synthesis. Lineage: Eukaryota; Metazoa; Arthropoda; Insecta; Diptera; Drosophilidae. The record is from RefSeq and is a predicted model, not a curated record. Gene Ontology annotation, molecular function: proton-transporting ATP synthase activity, rotational mechanism. Gene Ontology annotation, cellular component: mitochondrial inner membrane.